AUCAAAGACAAUAUAGAGCAGGUUUUUGCACGGUUCGUUAGUGAAGGCAAAGCUACCAUUCGUGUGAAGGACCCACCCCAGGACAUCAGUAUCAGCAAAGCUGAUUCCUUACAACUGAAGAACUUUCUCUCUGUACUUCGCCUUGGUGCUCAAGGAAAAAGUUUGGAUAAUAUUACCUUAUCACGUCUCGCUCCAGCUUCGGGCAAAAAUGUUGAAAAACCUAAAACUAGACUUAUCAUCAAUUCAAGAAAGGAAUAUCCCCUGACAACAAACUUUCCGUCUCGUUUAGAGUUUCUACAGGUGUCCCAGUGUCGCUUAAAAAAAGUGGAUUCUCGAAUACUUAAGUUAUAUUAUCUUACAGAAUUAAAUCUGAGUGAUAAUGUUUUAGAAAGUUUACCAGAAGAUUUUAACAAUGCUCCAAAUUUACGAUCAAUAACUUUAUUACAGAACAAUUUAACUAAUAUUUCUCCUAAAUUUUGUUUACAAUCUACACUACAACAUAAUCUUCGUUUUCUUGAUCUCGGACAAAAUCAUUUAGAAGUUCUCCCUCUUCAGAUUUGUGAGUUGCAAUGCUUGGUGACUUUAAAAAUUGAUAAUAAUCAACUGAAAUGUCUCCCUCCAACAAUUGGUCGAUUAAAAUGUCUGAAAUUUUUGUCUGCUGUCGGAAACAAGAUUGAAACUUUGCCUGCAAGUAUGACUCAACUUCAGCUAGAGACAAUUGACCUUUAUGGGAACCCAUUCCUUCAAGAUAUCCACAAUGACCUGCCAGACCACUUCCCUGACAUAAACCUGAUGGAAUUAUGCGCCAGAUCUAUUAGAAAACAUAGAGUGUCAUACACAGAAGAGGAUUUACAUUCCCAUCUAUGUCGAUACUUGGACUCAGCCCGUCUGUGUUGGUGUGGUGGAUUCUGUUUUAGGUGUUCUGUGAACUUUACAACAUCUCUAACCCUAUCCAGGAUAGCACACACUGUAUCAGCCGUGGACCAGCUAGGCAGAAUGGAUGUUCCAAUGAUGUCCUUUCUUUGCUCUCCACAUUGUCUUUCAAGAUUCCAGAAGAAUCCCUAUGCUUACUGGAAAAAAUAGACUUGA
This is a messenger RNA of Ylistrum balloti, 1089 nucleotides long. Its product is annotated as leucine-rich repeat protein 1-like. The annotation marks the transcript as partial. Lineage: Eukaryota; Metazoa; Mollusca; Bivalvia; Pectinida; Pectinidae. Gene Ontology annotation, molecular function: protein binding. The transcript has 3 exons. The record is from RefSeq and is a predicted model, not a curated record.